AUGGAACCCAUGGAAGUUCAGAGCCCAAUCGUGGAAAGUGACGGUAAGGACAUUACACAUUUUGAAUACGUAUCGUAUCACAAAUAUUAGGACAGUUUGUCCGGCACUGUUGCGGAGAUACGUCAUUGAAAUUGAUUGGAAACUGAAAUUCGAAGUCAUUAAACCAGCUGGGACAAACUGGAACCUUCGUUGAAUAAUAUUAUAUUUGUGCAACUUACUUGGACGUGUCCGUUACAGUACAGCUUGCCAGUUUCCAUCUGGCAAUUUACUUUAUAAUAAUGACAGGCAAUUUAGAGUGCAGAUUAAUAACUCAGUUUGACUUGGCUCGAAAAGAGUUUUGAUAGAAAAUCGAUUUACCGUGAACAGCUGAUUCAGACAUACGUCCGCUGAUAGGCAGAUACUGGCAACCUGGAGGAUUGGCUGUGCUAGAGAAUGUCGAACGUCGAGAGUGAUCUUUGAGUUUUGGGCGCGUUCCGUUCAGCCCAAAAUUGCAAAAUUUUGGCCGGAAAUCAAAUGGUUCGGUCAAACUGGAAUAUUAAAAUUUGGGACCAAAGGAGGUCUACGUGACCGGUCUUACCGUUCAGACCGAAGUGUCGUUUUCGAUAUGACAUAAUUAGGCCUAGGCUAAACGUCGAACUUUUCAUGAGACAAACCAAAGUUAGUGAGUCAAGUUAAUGAAAAGUUUGUCGUGUGACUGGCUCAGUCAAGUUCAUUUGAAGGAGUUUGGAUUGCCCAACACGUUCUGUCCAUCUGCUUCAGAUGGAGAGAACAUCUAAAGAUCAUCUCUGGGACAAACAUCGAUCUUCACAUGCGAUGAACUAAACUAAUGGAUUAAAGAUUUGUAUGAUAAUGUAUAUUUAGCCUCGUUCGGAAGACAAUUUCUUAGUGAUAUGAUUGGUUUGACACAUCCUAAGUUCGAUGUCUGACCAACAGAUGAUCUUAACUUAAUUUAGGUCAACCCAAAUUAGAGUUUGGUUCGUCUCUUGAAAAAUUUGAUGUUUGAUCUAUGCCUUAUUGUUCCUAGUAUACAGCUCUUUUGUGUAUUGCUUACAAGUAAAAUAAUGAAAUACGUAGAGGCUUGGGCUGGGUCUGUGCAACUGGAAAUGUACAUUCCAUUGGGCACAUGGAAUUCCCAAAAUUUCAAACUGGAAUUUUUGUUGAAUGGAAAGCACCCUUAGUUUUAAAUCCCAGUUGUUUACACAAAAUGUCACACUUUGGUGAUUACACUACCUGUGUCUACUGAAAAAUCAUGGUUGUUGUCCAAUACUUUAGCUAUGGAUACUAAGGUCAAUUCGAACCUCUCCACAACUGCUACCUUGGAAACUGAGGUAACUGGCCAUUGAGUGGUGGCUGGAAGGGGUGGAAUGUGAUACCAGUUUUGUAGAUUUUUCAGGAAAUGUUUAGAAUACCGUAAAAUUCUGAAAAUAAGCCCCGGGGCUUAUAUUUUUCAAAGGCCCUCUUGGAGGGGCUUAUUUUUGGAGGGGCUUAUAUUCAGAGGGGCUUAUCUACGUAGGGAAAUUUGCGUUUCAAAAUCGAUUGGGCUAGCCUUAUAGUCGGAAGGAAAUUUACUGUUUUUGCUUUGUUUUACUUUGUAUUUGAGGGCAAUUUCCAAGGACAAGCCCCCCAGGGGGCUUAUAUUCGGAGGGGCGACGUAAAGGAGGGUUUUUUGCGUUACAAGUUUGUGGGGCUUACAUUUGGAGAGGCUUACACAAGGAGGGGCUUAUUUUUGGAAUUUUACGGUAGUCUUUUCUAAGAAUUAUAAUGAUAUAAGCAUCUGAGCACUGAUAAUGGAGGCUGUCAAAAUGUGAUAUGGACUCAUUUGUUGAUAUGUGUUGUAUCAGAUACAUCGCCGAUAGAACAUGCAAUCAACCAAGCAGCUGUUUUUCUUGAAGAUGCUGCUAAGGUAACCAAUUUUACCUCCACUAUAAAUAUGUCUUUGUUUACUGAUUCCAGAACAGUGUUAGAAAUACAAUAUAUCUUUGAACCCUGAAGUUGUUUUGGUUAGAUAUUAGUGCCUAUUGUUACUGUGCACUUGCGGCUAUGUAGAGCUAAGGAGGCAUUAAUUUCUAACAAAACUGAAAAAUUGUGUUAAACAGUUUAUAAAAAUUGAGAUUUCGGUAGCAAUUUCCUUAACUAAGGAUUAUGAUUCAAUUGACUCAGUAUCUAGCAUUAAAGGUUACUUUAUAAAUUAAAUCUUAUUUGUGUCAAUUAAUCCAGUGUAUUUCAGGCUGAUGUGGCUUCCUCCCUUUACUCCUUUUUUGAUCCCAGAAAAAUUAAGUAUUGCCAAGUAAUUUCUCCUGCUUCCUGCCAUUUUAGAACUCCCACCUCCCAGCCUUUCUCUCCCAACUCCCUUAUCUGGCUCCCUUCCCUUAUUCUUCUGGGCUCCUUCCUCCCUUUUUUUCCUCCACUAUCACUUGCUUCUUAUGCAAUGACUUAAAUCACUGGUGGCAACUUAUGUUUUGGUUUGCAGUAUAGAUCAAUCCACCACAANAAGGCAGGGUGUCCAAAUCUCCCACCUCCCAUGCUUUGCUUUCGCGGCCUCCGCCCUUUUUUGUGGCUUCCUCCCUUUACUCCUUUUUUGAUCCCAGAAAAAUUAAGCAUUGCUGAGUAAUUUCUCCUGCUUCCUGCCAUUUUAGAACUCCCACCUCCCAGCCUUUCUCUCCCAACUCCCUUAUCUGGCUCCCUUCCCUUAUUCUUCUGGGCUCCUUCCUCCCUUUUUUUCCUCCACUAUCACUUGCUUCUUGUGCAAUGACUUAAAUCACUGGUGGCAACUUAUGUUUUGGUUUGCAGUAUAGAUCAAUCCACCACAAAAUGGACAGUAAGUCUCUGUGGAUGUACAGAUUGUACUACAGCAAACCUGUUCGAUGGUAAGUCCAUCAUAUACAGAUAAUCUAACAAUAAUGAUACAUAUAGAAUGAGGGAAAUGUGAACUGCAGAAAUACAAAUUUAAGGAAGAUAUGAUCGUUGCAGUGUAAUUGCAAUUUAAACAAUUGCAAAUUAACUGAAAAAAAUUUCUGGACCUAAGACGGGAUUCAAACCCAUAUUUAUUAAUGAUGAUGAUUAAAUAUGGCAGUGUUAUGAUCAUAGAGUCUUGGCCCUUUGUCUAGAAAAUCUAACAUUUAUCUGUGAUACAACCCACCCCAGUCUAGUCAGAAAGGUUGUACCACUUUUUCUGGUGGCUACUCUUUUUAAAUAAUGGCUAGGUGGGUAUAAGUUGCCUUGAAAAUUAUGCGAGUAGAUGUAGGCGUCAAGGCCAAUAAAUUUAACACCCCAAGGUUGCAACAAUUUCAACUGAGGUAAAGAUCGCCAUACACAGCCAGCUUUAUUUUACUGACUGGUGCUCUGGACCAAGUUUGGACUCACAACUUCUCAGACUCAUCAAUAAUUCACAAAGGAAAUUAAUGUUUAAUGAAUGUUUGGAAAUCAGAUGUAAAACUGCUCAUUUUUGCAUCCUUUACUUCUCCUUCUAAAAUCAUUUUGUUUGAGAUGUAAUAUCAAGCAUUCAACACGGUGUUUCAUCACCAGAUGAAACACCUUGAAGUUUGUCGAAAAUACUCCGCUGCGCAUCGUAUUUUCAACUCUCUUCUCAGUAUUUCAUGCAUCUGGUGAUGAAACACUGCUUCUCAUGCUUGAUAUAUUACCUCAACAAUCCUAUUCUUAGCCACUACUGAGGAGUACCUUCUUGGAAAUAUGAAUUGACGGCUGAAAUAAUCUCAGGCAACGUUUGCCGCAAUAAUGGCAUUGCCCCUGCAUGCGUAUGGGCUCCUGUCAACCAGUUCCAGAAACAUUUUUUGGGUUCAUUGCUUCUGCAUGUGUUGCAAAGUUUUACACAAGAGUUUCAGAGUACGAUACAAGAAGAAAACAUGGCACGACUUGGAUGGUACCAUUUAUGUAAAAAUGAUUACUUUUCUUUUUCCUUUUCUUUAGGGGAUUCUCCCUUAUCAUAUUUCUGAAUCUUAUGUUGGCGUUUGUCGAAAAGCCUUCUUCUUUUACGUGAGUACCUAAAAAAGUAUUAUAAAAUUAAAGUACCUGAAAAUGAUGAUGUUAAUUUGUAGAAUUGUAAACUGGGUUCAAUUUACUUUCCAUAAAAAAAAUUAUCUGUCCUUAAACUAUGGAUUAUUGGUAUGCUUUAAAUGCCAACUACAUGAAAUUACAGUCAAAUAUGCUGUAUGUGGACAAUUGAGUGGUACAAAAUUGGCCAUCCCUUUAACACCACACCAAAGGUAGGUUAAAAAUGGAGUGUUUGAAAGCUGCUUGGACCGUGACUGUGUCCACUUAUGGGAGCUGUGUACCUACGCGAGGUGUCAGGUGGCAAAGGUUGAACUUUUUAAUAUAAGAAUUAAUAUCAAAUUGAAAAAUAAAAACUUUGAAACUGUUUGACUAUUCUGAUAAAAUUAAAGUUCAAAGUUUAUGGCAUCCCAGGGUGGAUGUGUUGGCACUUAAGAGAAGUUUGGGUGUGUACUACCUUCAACACUCUGUUUAAAAAUCAUUCAUUUCACUACCCUGCUCAAGACAAGGGACCAUUUUUCACAACCCAUACAGGUACAGAAUUAUGUGAUUUUUACCACUGACAUCACAUCUUAUUAGUUUAACUUGUUUUCGAAAAAAAUUUUUAGUAUCAUUAGGGCUAUUUAUACGAGGAAAAAUAAGACGCGUCUUACAUAAGACGCGUCUUAAAUAAGACGCGAACUUUACUUAUAAACGGCACAUUUUGUCUAAAAAAAGACGCGGCUUAGCUAAGACGCGUCUUAUUAGAUAAGACAUGCUCGUAUAAAUGGUACAGUUCGCGUCUUAUUUGUCCUCGUAUAAAUGGCCCUAUUGUUAGUAUCCUGGUCCACUGCCAAUGUUCACACCUGCUUAUGCUUCCACUCAAAGAUGCCAAAAAGUGAAAUUACAAGUUAACCCUGUUUGAGACUCAAAACCCCCAAAACUAUACCCUGUUCAGCGGCACUACCUCUUUAGGCCAUAUAAGGGAGUGUUUCACUUGGGUUAUCCAAGUAGCUCCAAACAUAUGAGUACCAACGCUGCACACCCAAGGUGUAUAUUUAAGCCUUUGCAAGAUCAUGGCCCUUUCAUGGAGAAAAAGUUGCCAUAGCAUCCACUCCAGAUAUAUUUCCUUUUCUCCCAUUUUCAGCACUGGAGGCAAAAAGUGUCAAAUAAUCAGUUUCCAUGAGUAAGCUAUGACUGUACAGCUUAAGAAUUUCCUUCAAAAUAUUUAAGUAGCCUAAUAAUUUCAUACCCAGAAUUAUUUUGUACUGCCUCAACUAGUGAUGGCUGGCCCUGUUGUUAUCAAUAUUGCUUUGAAGGUCAUCCUCUGAUCCUCGUUUCCGUGAUAAAAGACCUGACCCUCCUUGUGGAGUCACAGAGAGCCUGGAACUCUUCUUCCUCAUUUGUUUUGUUUGUGAUUUAGUUGUCAAGGUAACACUCACUCACAACUUGUACCUUCUUUGAAAUGUGCUGCAUUGUUGUAAUUUCCAUAAAACAAAUCAAAGAAAUCUUGUCUAGAGCUGACCCAAUUUAAGGCAUUUUAAACAUUCCCACACUCUUAGGUUGAUUUUGCCCAAAAAAAUGUGGAAGAGCAGGGUAUAAAACGAUAGGUUUUGUGUAUACUACUAGNACCUCUUUAGGCCAUAUAAGGGAGUGUUUCACUUUGGUUAUCCAAGUAGCUCCAAACAUAUGAGUACCAACGCUGCACACCCAAGGUGUAUAUUUAAGCCUUUGCAAGAUCAUGGCCCUUUCAUGGAGAAAAAGUUGCCAUAGCAUCCACUCCAGAUAUAUUUCCUUUUCUCCCAUUUUCAGCACUGGAGGCAAAAAGUGUCAAAUAAUCAGUUUCCAUGAGUAAGCUAUGACUGUACAGCUUAAGAAUUUCCUUCAAAAUAUUUAAGUAGCCUAAUAAUUUCAUACCCAGAAUUAUUUUGUACUGCCUCAACUAGUGAUGGCUGGCCCUGUUGUUAUCAAUAUUGCUUUGAAGGUCAUCCUCUGAUCCUCGUUUCCGUGAUAAAAGACCUGACCCUCCUUGUGGAGUCACAGAGAGCCUGGAACUCUUCUUCCUCAUUUGUUUUGUUUGUGAUUUAGUUGUCAAGGUAACACUCACUCACAACUUGUACCUUCUUUGAAAUGUGCUGCAUUGUUGUAAUUUCCAUAAAACAAAUCAAAGAAAUCUUGUCUAGAGCUGACCCAAUUUAAGGCAUUUUAAACAUUCCCACACUCUUAGGUUGAUUUUGCCCAAAAAAAUGUGGAAGAGCAGGGUAUAAAACGAUAGGUUUUGUGUAUACUACUAGGGCUUUAAAAGACCAACUUCUUAAUGUAUGAAAGCUUUGAGCUUUUUGGGCGUGGGUGAGAGAGUAACAGAGGCGUGAAUUUUAAUCAAGAUGUUGAUUUUUGUUUUCUAGCUUAGUAAAAAAAAGCAGUAUUUUUAUUGUAUUAAGAAAAUAAACUGACACUGCUUAGUUUGUUGACAGUUGGUUAUUUAACAAAUAAGGACGCCUUGACUGUGCUCUGUUCUGUUGUAAAGCACGCAGGACGCGGCUAGAGCACGAAAGAAGUAUAGGGGGAAACACAAGAUGCAAGAGAAAAGAGCACAGUCAAGGCUUUUUUUAUUUGUUUUAUGAUAAAGGAAUCCAUUAAGUACCCCGUGCAUUACUUUCUAAUUUUCAAAACUUUAGCUCCGUGUUUCAUACUCCCAUAAAGCACACUUUUUCAACCAAUUAGAGCGCGUAAUAUAUCUGAACUUUUUUAUAAUUUCAAUCAUUGACCCGUUUUUCAGAGCCAUGUUCUUGGAAGGCAGGAAUUUAUCAAAAGCAGAUGGCUUUUAUGUUAUUGUUUGGUUCUCACGAUUUCUUUUAUCGACGUUUUUGUGUCCCUUAGUACUGGUUGCAGUGAGGUAACUAAGUUUGCUUUCAUACAGGUUAAGCAUCACAUUUACGUCAAACGACAAACGCCAAUUUGUACCACGUGAUCAAGUUUCCCCUUCACUUGUCGUUUACUGUUCAUUAUUUCUACACAUAAAUUAGUAGUUUCACACAAUUUUUGAUCCAUAAGAAUUGUUUUGAGCUCUUUUUAUUUGCUCAUUUUCUAUUUUGAGAUAUUCUCAACUUGAAUCAGACGUUUGCCGUUUAUGUGAAGCUUAAACUCUCUGAUAAUUAACUUAACGUGAAGCUUAAACUGUCUCAUAAUGAACUUAAACUGUUUACCAAACGUGAAUCAAGAGAGUCCCCAAUAGGGUUCUUCAAUCCCGUAAUCCCGACCUAAGAUUUCGAGCAAUCCCGUAAUCCCGAGGGCUAUUUUUGGCAUCCCACCUCCCGCGCAUACUUUUAAUCCCGAAUCCCUCCCUGAUUUUGCUNAUCAUUGACCCGUUUUUCAGAGCCAUGUUCUUGGAAGGCAGGAAUUUAUCAAAAGCAGAUGGCUUUUAUGUUAUUGUUUGGUUCUCACGAUUUCUUUUAUCGACGUUUUUGUGUCCCUUAGUACUGGUUGCAGUGAGGUAACUAAGUUUGCUUUCAUACAGGUUAAGCAUCACAUUUACGUCAAACGACAAACGCCAAUUUGUACCACGUGAUCAAGUUUCCCCUUCACUUGUCGUUUACUGUUCAUUAUUUCUACACAUAAAUUAGUAGUUUCACACAAUUUUUGAUCCAUAAGAAUUGUUUUGAGCUCUUUUUAUUUGCUCAUUUUCUAUUUUGAGAUAUUCUCAACUUGAAUCAGACGUUUGCCGUUUAUGUGAAGCUUAAACUCUCUGAUAAUUAACUUAACGUGAAGCUUAAACUGUCUCAUAAUGAACUUAAACUGUUUACCAAACGUGAAUCAAGAGAGUCCCCAAUAGGGUUCUUCAAUCCCGUAAUCCCGACCUAAGAUUUCGAGCAAUCCCGUAAUCCCGAGGGCUAUUUUUGGCAUCCCACCUCCCGCGCAUACUUUUAAUCCCGAAUCCCUCCCUGAUUUUGCUGUAAAAAUUCGAAUCCCGAGCUUCAAACUAGGGAAAUCCCGUAUCCCGGAAAACCUAUUGGGGACCCUCAAUCAACCAUUUCUCAUAAACAGCUUAGGUUUGCAGGUAGAGUUUUAGUUCUUCGCUCUGUUUCGGGACCACGUCGCUCAAAAAAGUGAACUUAAGGGCAAGACUAGCUUAAAGAAAAAGUAUUGGUUUCUCUGUCCACCUUCACAAAGUGCCAGGUAUUGGCACCGGAGGAACUCGCGAGCCACAAAAUGAAAUUAGGAUGACAUAUAAUAAAAAACUUACUUAUAAUAAACCACAUUUUUUAAGGCCUUGUCUGGUUAAGGCUGAUUUAGCAACAGAACGGGAAUGCCAACUGACGACGAGAAAGCGCGCGGAAAGGACUUAACGCUACUUCCGGUGCCCAUUUUGCCGCUCUGCGAUUGGUCAAGCCAGUUGUUUGAUUUUGCGCGCGCCGUCCCCAACUGACGUUCUCGUUCUGUUGCUAAAUCAGCCUACUUAGUGUUGGCCCGAGGUGGUUGCAGUGUAGCUCGCGUGCAGAAAUAGAGGACGUCCGAACGCAGACAUAAUUGUAGUGUGGACCGAGCUAAGAGGUUAUAAUUCUUUAAUUGCUCCAGUUCCAGAUUCAUUACCGUAACCAUAAACUCGCAGCAAAUUAACUUUUAGACCAAAAAAGUAGUCUCGAUGAUGAUGAGUACUAGAUCACCGCAAAAACUAUCAUGCAUAGUUAUGUCAUGUUCACACAAGUGUAUAAUGUAGUAGUAAUGAUUUCUUUUCAGUCUGUCAGGAUCCGCAGACUUCUUAGGCCUUUCUUUUUGAUACAAAAUUCCUCACUGAUGAAGAAACUGGUGAGUUCUGGUCUACAUAAAGCUUAAGAGUUAUAUCAUGAAAUUUGUUAAAUAAAACUUUUCAAACUUUAUUCAACGCGAACGCGAUUGACGCGCGAGGAAGGAGGAAGGAACUUCCUAUUCUUCUACCUCUCUCGCGCGACCUUCGUGUACGCGCGUUUCCCUUUAAAGCUUUCCCUCCAGAGAGGAGAUUUUGGUAAUGCUUUUGGCAGCGAAUGCAAGGCAUGUAUUUCUGUACAGGCACCAAUCUCGUCAACACUUUCGUAAAGCUAUUUACCCAGGGUUUAGACAUGUUAGAAAAAUUCGGCAGACAAUUUCUGGUAAACGAUUACCCUUUUCAGCUGCUCUUCAGGCAUGUCUGGAAUAAUCGACUUAAAAAAAAACACUGUUAUAUUUGGGUUUGGAGGUAGAUUUUCUUGCCCCUUUGCCAAGGAGUUAUCCUGUAUUGAAAUUAAUCUUUUGACUGUGGAUUGUCUUCUUGCAGCUGCGUGCUAUAAGAAGAACUGUUCCGGAAAUUCUCAGGUACCAUUGCAUAAUUUUAUAGAGAAGACGUUAUGAUCAGUAAGGUUUCUGCAACUUUCAAACAUUUUCAGCGUUUUGUUAGUAAAACUUAACAGGAGUUGCUUUAUAGCUCGUAGAGAUAUCCAUAAAAAUUCAGAGGGUUUUUAGUAACGUGUAAUAAGAAUUGACUUGCAUUUUUUAGCACGUGUCUGUUUUCAACUCGGCGUGAAGGCAACACGAAAUUAAUAUACGUAAGAAUGUAGAGCAAAAACAUAAAUCAAUUCGCUCCGACGGAGAGCCAGUCAGCUCGAAACGUCAGCUUAGGAAUAUACUCUUUAGAACCGAGUGGAAACAAAGUAAAGUUGGCAGGAAAAACGCACGACGACGGCGACGGCGACGGCGACGGCAACGAGAGCGAGAACCGCACAUGCAAGCGAUAGGUCUAGGCAUCAAAGUUUUUCGUACAUUGUUUCUUUGUGGUAAUUGCAAUACUUAAAUUAAGAAAACUUUUCGAGGAGGAGAUUUAACUUUAAAGUUUUUUCGCGAUUUCUCAAAAAAAACGAUACCAGACACCUUCAUUAUACUUAUUUCUACCAGGAAAGUCUACAAGUUUUUUUUAUUGAAGGAGGUUAAGUCCUCUUCAGAGCGCAAAAUGAUAAACUUCUUCUAACAUUUGGUAAUUUGUCUCCGCCAUUGCGUCAUCUUGCUAAAACUCGUAGUAGAAUGACGACGGCUAUCACGUUUUCCCGCUAAAAUGACGCUGGUUCACUCGCGUGUACUGCUUAGCAUUGUAAAAAUUCCAUCCUCGAAGUCGUCCUCGUCGAGGUAGGCUCAACUACUUCACUUCAGUUUCAUGGAAGACAUAGUCACAAGACGACGAUUUGUUUUACCUUUCUCUAAACUUAAGUACGUCCUUUAGAAUUCAGCAUUAGAAAUACUCAACACUUGAAAAAUUGAAUACGAGCGAUGAAUUUUGAAACAGCGCCAAUUCGUUUUAAGUGCCGUCACGUUUUCGCCGCCGUCUCCGUGGUGGUUGCUUAAGUUCACGAGUAGCUCACUGUGUUCUGCUCUAGAAAGAACAAAACGUGACAAAGCUCAGAAAGGAACAAAAGUAACACAAACUCAACCUACUUUUGAAAAGUAACACAGUUGAGCACAUUUAGACGCCUGCAGGGGCUGUUAUGAGUUUUUACCAGGGUGUUGGGUCCGAAUCCGGGGGCAGUUGGACAAGACUGAAGGUGGACGUCAUCACUUGCAUCUCACGUUUAGAUGAUAGCAGUUACCUUUGCUUGUACAACUGGCCCCAGACCCUUAGCAUGAAUGUAUUCCAUGAGCUUAACAUAUUUGUCUCUUAAUUUCAGUGUGCUGUUCCUUCUGGUGCUUCAUUUGUGGUUCUUUGCCAUGUGUGGCAUGCUUUUGUUUCCACAAGUAGGUCACUUAAUCUUUACUAAGACCCUAUCCACACUAAUGCGCUUUUAAAAGUAUACGUUUUCGUUGUCAUCGAAAACGCAACGAUCGAUUCGCGUCCACACUACCGUUUUGAUGCGUUUUCGACUGUUCGCACUAAAACGUUCAAAAACGUUCGAAAUGCACGUUGUGACGUAAGUUGAACUCUACGAGCAUACUACAAAAACACGCGCCUGCGAUAUUUUCAGUCAUCGUUUUCAUUUUGGUGCGUUUUCAACCGUCCUCACUAAUACGAUAUGUAUGCGUUUUCGUUUUGAUCUACUUUCAAGAGCGUUUUCAAAUCGAUGCGUUUCGAUGAAAACCCUCAGCGUAUUAGUGUGAACGGAAGGCCUAAACGCAUCAAAAUGUACGCGUUUUUAAACGAAAACGCAUUAGGGUGGACGGGGCCAAAUAAGAAGUUCUAGUUCUAGUUCGAAGUUCGCACGCUACGAGAAAUCAGGUAAGGUUAAUCUUACCAGUGGUCUUUCAUUACACUUCAGUUUAACUGCUUUGCGCUAGUUGAUUGGCUAAAGAAUGCCCCGCCACUUUGGUGACAGUCAGGAGAAAAAUCAAAACUAAUCCUGAUUCGCGCGCUUUUCUCACGCUUGGCGUAGGUCAGACGCUUUUUUGUUCGAGUUUUGAUUGGUUCGGUUUAUUAGGCCGAUUUAGUAACAGAACGGGAACGUCAGUUGACGACGCGCACCCAAACCAAGCAACUGGCUUGACCAAUGGCAGAGCGGCAAAUUGAGCACCGGAAGUCGUGUUUAGUCCUUUCCGCGCGCUUUCCCGUCGUCAACUGACGUUCUCGUCCUGUUGCUGAAUCAGCCUAGUGUGUGCCUCAGUUCUGAUUGGCCAGCUGCACGUAAGAUCCCGCUUUAAUGAAAUUAAUGAAAUUCAUUUGUGCUGCCAGGCUGAUCAAUCUUUUUUUGUGUUUCAUGUGAUUUUUUCGCCAACUUGAAGUCUAAGCUGAGGAAAAACAAUACCCUUGCGGUAAUGUACUUUUAUUUUUAAUGUUUGCUAUUUUCCGCUAUUUUCCAAGACAUAAGAAACCGGAAUCUUUACUCGUUUUAAUUGAACUAUUUUCAAUUCUUUUUAACAGCAUUUAUUUUGGAGUACCAACCUUUACAACUUUAUCCACUCUUUUUAUAAUAUUCCCUAUUUACUUGCAAGGUUAACCUGAGUGUUAAAUUACAAGUUCUGAUUGCCACCAUGUAGGACCGCUUCUUAACAGUCUCCAUUGUUACGAGAGCUCUGAGUGCUGGGAAAGCUUUUAUGUGGGCAUUGUGUGAACCUUUGAAAUUGCAUCCAGUCAGCACACUAGUUAAUGAAGAGCCUUUUACUUUAGUUGCUGUAGCACUUUAAGCUAGUGUGAGUGUAGGGUAAACUGAUGUAAGUGUGACUCGUUAAACAUUUAUAUAUUGCUUACGUUCGUAUUAUAUUGUUUUCAGGAAACUGAGUGUGGCUCCCAGAGAAAGGAUUUAAAACUCGGUUUGAAUUGUGAAGGCUAUUACUACUUUUCGUCGUUUGAAGUUUCGUUAAGAAGUCUUCUGGUCCUGUUGACUACUGCUAAUAACCCAGAUGGUGAGUGGAGAUUCUUUGCCUCUUAGAUCCCUGCAGAAUGCGCAGGGAAAACGUCUGUUGUGCACGAAAAAGGACAAGAGAUAAGUGAUUGCGAAGCGACAGUGAAGUGUUGCGCGCGGUCAAUAAAAAAAUUGCAUGUUGUUAACCACUCGUUCCUCUCUCUCAGUGAGCGCGGAGCGCUGGGUAAGUACCGGUGAGGGAAGCGUCUGCAGCCAGUACUAGUUCGUUGCCAGUCGUAAUACUCAGUCCUCGACCACACCUCCUAUGAUUCAAAACUUAGGAGGGGGAGGGGACUAGCCUGGUUAGUCCCCUUCCCCUCCUAAGUUUUGAUGCCAUCAACUGUGGAACACUGAGCUGAGAGUUUUAUGAUCGUUUGAAUUGAGAAACCAAUAUGCGCUAUGAUUGGUGAAGCCACUAUGUAAGCUGUGAUUGGGUAAUGGUUGAAUUGGAAAUAUAUAGACCUCUUUAAUAAUGGCAGUCCAUUAAUAUGUUCUUUAUUAUGUAUGAUAGUUAGCCUUUCUAACCUCUUUAGCAUGUGCAAAAUACAACUGCGAGCAUACUCCUUUCACUGCAGAGCAUCAUCAGCCAGACAAAUUGUCAUUUUCCACAGAACCCAAUAGAGACGGAUUUACCUCUUCUUUAAUAAAUUCUCUUGUAGUAAUGAUGCACGCGUAUAUGAAAAACAGAUGGUAUGCUGUGUUCUUUGUGACAUUUACUAUAGUUGGUAAGUCAUGUUAAGUCUUAUUUUAAAAGCUUUCUUACUUAGCCAAUUAAAGCCUUCUUUCCCCUUUGUAACCAGCUACUUAGAACAGUUCUCUAAUCUUUUUUAAAACUACUUUUUUUAUAUGUCGAUGAUAUAGAUUUUGUAGACACCUAGUUUUACCCACUUAGCAAUUCGUUCCGGUUUGUACUUACCCAAAGCAACAACUUUAUCCAUCAAUUUUCAAUGUCAAUUACAAUGCGUGUGGCCCUCGGUUAGCCUAGGCGCCAGCCUAGGUAGGCACAAGAAAAGAAGUCACAUUGAAAUAUCAUCCUGGUAAAAUCUAGGCUAUAUUGUCAAUUUAUUAGACUCAGCUGUAUUAUAAUGUGCUUUAUAGAUCGUAAGAUGGCAGGCACAAAAAUGUGAUUAGUAGAAUCCAACUGGUGGUCUGUUAUCCAUGCAGCGUUCUGAUUGGUUGAGCUACUACUAGGCUAUAUGUUAUAGCCCACUAGUAGCGAAAAGCGCCCGCUUUGAAAACCAAAACAAUGGCGGCUGAAUCGCGUUUUCCUAGCUAAAGUUGUUUUGUCUCGAUAUUUGUGACCAACUAGUUGGGUUUUACUAAAACAAUUAAACCUUUCGCCCUCAUGGCCUCUGAGUCAGUAGCCCAUGAGGCCGACUAUUGACUAAGAGCCCAUUCGGGCUCGAGGAAAGAUUGUUAAAUACACCUGGGGGCUACGCGGCUCGCUCUCCUAUAAGAGAACCUACAAUCGGCGACAAAAUUAGGUGAGACACUUCACUCAACGGAAUUUCUGACGUUUUACUGGCUUCAGAAGGGGAAAAUAAAAGCUUUUCCUCUCUGAUCACCUCCAUGCAAUGUCGUGCCGCUGUUCGAACUAGAAUGGAGGGGAGGGGAGAAAGGUAUGUCAUUUGUUCUCUGAAGUUACCCUAUUUGAGUACAAUAAUGUCUCAACAAUUGUGUCGCCAAUUCUUGUUGCAGGCCAAGAGAAAAAAAGCACUGCCCUUCAUGCUUUAAAGUUAAUGGUACUCUUUUCUUUCUUACAGGACUUUACUUCUUUUUGAAUCUGUUGACUGCUGUUAUCUACAAUCAGUUCAGAGGAUUUUUGACCGUAAGUCCUGUUGAGCGAGUGCAUGUCAAAUUUUCGGUUUUCUCCCGGUUAUAAUAACCUAAUGGUUUGGAUUUAUGGUAGCUGCAUUUAUUUAUACACCGUAUAGAAAAAUUUCAGCAGAUCUGUGUUUAGAAAAAAUUCAGUAAACUACGAUUGAAUUUCAAUGUAACUGUUGGCUUAUGCUAUAUUCAUGAAGUAAAACUUCAAACUAUUUACAAGGAGGUGUUAAACUACCUUUGGACAGGCCUCUUUACACAGUCUACCAAAGAGGUCUGCUUUGUAGUUUAGCUUUGAAACAGUCAAUGCUAGAUAACUCUCUUGUUUGCCAGUCCAAAGAAUUUCACAUACUCAAAGACUUGUAACAAUUGGGUUAACGAGAGAUCAAGAGAUCCAUUUUAAGCAGAGGUACUUCAAAAGCGGUCAAUUUCAAUUGCGAAUAUUGUCGGGAGCAGAAAGACGGAGAAAAAGUGCCGAGUGGGUACUAGAAAACUCAGUUUCCUUAUAUGAUGUUUAUGUCUCAGGAAAACGAAAACUAUUUUUUCACUCUCUUUAAGAGUUCACUACAAGCAAGUUUCUUCCGUCGAAGAGUUGGUAUUAGAGCUGCUUUUGAGGUUCUUCUUCAAAUUCAAGAUACAGACAGCGACCUUCCUUUGUAAGUAAUAUAUAUUACUAUUCAACUCAUCGUUUUGCAGCAAUGUUGAAAAACAAGUAGCACGUUUUUGUUGCCUGUUUUUCUGUACCUUUACUUUUUUUGUUUCGGAAAUGAUACUCGAAUAUAGACAUUAUGGUUUUUAUUGCAGAGGAACGAUAAGUACUGCAGAUGCCAGGCAAGCCAUUGAAAGAGCAAAGAUUGGCUCACGAGGUGGACAACGCGUGCUUUAUGUAAGAACUAAGAAUAUUUUGUUACCUUUGGAGCUUCUAGUUGCAUUUUGAACAGUUUCAACUGAUUGUUGAGACAAUUUCGUGAUUGUUCUUGUUUUACAUAACUGUUCUUUGUGAUUGGCUGAAACAUUUCGCGCCACUUUCUUCGAGAUCAAAGGAUGCGUUCCUUUGAGAUGAUCCGGAUCAGGAUCAGUGAUCCGAGAUCACUCGGAUCAUGGUAGAUUAAAUGACCCGAUGAAUCCACUCUUGACAAGGAUUCAACGGUUCAUUUGAUCUACCAUCCUGAUCCAGAUCAUUUCAAAGGAACGCACCCUUAAUUGGUGCGUUUGAGCAAAACAAACGUGUUGACGAUCGAAACAGAUUAUUAUCGUAGUUUUUGAAAACUUGUCAGACAAACGGUUUUUCAGAGUUCGUUUUUGUUGUUUGUAACGUUUGAUAUGGUGCUAGGGGGACAUAUCUGUUGAACACCAAGCUGUUAUUUUGUUAUUCACGAGUUAUUUUUUCAAGUUUUGUAGCGAAUAAAGACGCUCAUAAACAAAAUACAUGCUGGGCCGUGACAUAUCCUGCGAACAAUCUCUGCGGGACGCUCUGGCGGCGGGUUGGGAAAAGGAAGGAGAGCUUGCAACUACAUCUCUGGAAUUUUAAUUCCACCUCCCAUUCCCCUUUGGCUCCCCGUCGACUGAGCUGUCAGAUUUUCGCCAAUCAGCGCGAAUCGGAAACGAGCGCGAAUGUAAACAAACAUUGAAAAACACGUGCCAAGGGUGAUGACGUCAAUACUGAAGUCAUCUCCGCCAAUCAGCAUUUCGCAUCGACUUUUUCGAUGCAGAUAUUCAAAUUCCAGAGACGCAGUUGCAAGCUGUCCUUCCUUUUCCUGCUCCGCCGCCGGAGCGCUCCGGAGAGCUUGCUCGCAGGCUAACCGUGAUACAGCCUCUUUAAGAUGCUUUCAAAUGCUUCUCGAAAUGCCUCUGUAAGAGAAAUUCCCGGAAGCUCGCCGCGGCUGUAAUACCCCAACCUAACUAACUCGCUUGCUCAUAGGUCUCCAAGGAAGUGAUUAGUCAUUGAAAAGGUAUUUUCUUUUCUUUUCGCGUUUGUAGUCCUUGACUCAACAUCCAACUGGUCACCUAACAGCAAAGCAAUUCCAGGACUUGUUUGAUGUACUAGACCAGGGAGUCAGGCGUCGAGCAAGACCAGCCAUGAGCUUUGUAGAGAACAGAGUACUAAGAAAGAUUCAAAUCCUUGUCUCUAACAAAUUAUUUGAUUACACCGGCGAUUUUAUGUGUGCAGUGAAUGUACUACUCGUGUCUGUAAGUAUGAAAGCCCCAUACUGGUUCUCAGAAUUUCAAACGUGCGUGACCCAAGGAAUACAGCCUGGGCAUGAAAAGGGGGACUUAACCGGGUGGGGGGGCUACUCAACAAAGUCUUCUGCGGGGAGGCUCAGCCCCAAUGUCCAGCCACUUGCACCCUUUUCACAUACCUACUUACAAAGAAUGAAACCACUGAAUGAUAAAUCCCAACCUUUGCCUGAAGCCUGAAAAAGUUUUCGAGAGGAACGUUUCCAAGUAGGACGUUAUAGGGGAUACCCCUCCCCCGGAGGAAAAAGGGCGCGCGAGAGGGGAAAAAGACGUGUUUAGUUUCCUUCCCUCCUUCCUCGCGCGUCUUUGUUUCCCGCUUCCUUUCUCCUUUAAACACCCUCUACAAAGACUAACAUAGAUUGUUCGCCCAGUCUUUAUAAUAGAUGACGUCCUGGAACCUGCUAUGAAUUGGAUGAAUUUAGCCUGCUAUGAAUUUAAGACAGUAUUUUGGUAAAAACUUAGUAAAGAUUGAGGACAAAUGUUUAGCCUCUUCUAUAGAAAAGGCGUGGCAAAGGUUCUCUUACAAGAUCAUUGCAUGCAGAACAUGAACCGUCGGAGUCUUUGACUCCCUCGACGCAAUUAUUUGUUUAUCCUUUGUUGGCCCCCUAAACGUCCAUAAGGUACGGGUAAAAAAAGCUUACUUAGAGCCUGCACGACAAUUCGUACGCGGUUAUUCUUUGACUUUCAGUUUUUGUUGGACUAUGAACAAGACACAAUAUGGGUGAACAGAAACUCGCAUUUGGCGGUAAGUGGUGAUGUUCAUGUCUUGUAAUGUCUGACUGAACAAUAUUCUUUCAGUCAUCAAAGUUCCACAAUAAUACACUGCUAACAAUCUCCCAGUAUACCUUCAAUUUUCAAGAUCGAUCGCCGAAUUAAAGCGUACAUCGAGAUUAUUUCAACCACGCGUCAAACAAGUCGGAGGAAAAUAAAUAUUGCCCCGACUGUCAUAGUUUCUGGAGUCCGCAAGGCAGAUUACACUCGCCAUAAAUUUAUAUUUCGUGCGCGUCGUGAGAUUGACUUCGCCCACUGACUUUCAGAUUAAAACAUUGCGCGGUCUUGUAGCAAUCUAGGGUGUACCGUUCCAAAAGUAUAGAUUUGGAACCGUUUUAGCCUAAAAACGAGGGUCAUCUACAUGACACGAAGAUAUCAGAAAUAUUAAAAAGUGAGUGUUAUCAUUUGGCUUGGCUCGAUUUCCGGUGCUCUCUCGGUUUUCCCCAAGAAGGAAAUAGGGACCUUACGAUCCGACAACGGGGACGUCCAUGAAAACGUCACUGAAAAAUAGGCUUCCGCAUCCUUUUAGACGUUUUCGCGAUUAUCUUAAUUUGCCAUGUUACUUAAAAGAAGGGAAUUUUGGUUGGAGCUGAAGAGAAGGGGCCGCGCCCGAGAUCAGACAGGGAUGGUAGAAUUUAUCGCCUUGCCGUUCCCGUACUCAAGUAAACUUAAAAUGUGGUCAUUUCACGUCGUUGUUGUGCAGGGACAACAAAGAAAUGUACAAAAAGCGUGAUGCACGUGCAGAGUUCUUGUUUCGCUCAUUAAACCUAUUGGAUUUUUGACGUUCUCCUUGCCGUCGCCGUCAUAGUUUCAUAAGGUCCCUAUUGUUGGUUCGGGGAGGGAGCGCGGUCCCAUUUCUUGAACAGCGGCUCGAAAGCCUAUCAUUUGGCGCGAACUGAAUUAUUCACGCAACUCAGUUACAUUAGAUACUACAGUAUGUUAGUUACUGCUCCCUUGACACCUGAUAAUUUCGCGUUUUUUGCAGAUUGCCAAUUUAAUUUUCGUGUUAUACUACCUCUUAGAACAGGUAAGGAAAUGCCAGUUAACUUUUUCCCUGUGCGCGCAUUUGUUUAUUGUUCUCACAAACAUAAGGCCGUAACUUAAACGACAGUGUAAAGCUUACACCAUCUUCCUGUCGCUGUUGUGUGAAACGUUUUCACUCUCAAAAAAUUGUAAAACUGUCAGGAAUUUCAAUGAUUUCAAGGGAUUUUGUCCAAACAAUGCCUCCUGAAGUUAGUCGUGCCAUUUUCUAAUCAUUAUUGCUAGACGGGACCAAAACUGUGUUUUUACUUUUUCAUUUUUCUCGAGGCGUCAUUGUUCUCCCCCUUUUUUCCUUUGCAGGGUAUUUACUAGACUUUUAGGCGGGAAAAGUCUCCACGGAAAGCCCGCGCGAGGAUCGUGAAUUUUUUUCAAAAACUUACGGGUGAAUUGCUUAUGAAGAGUUUAUUGGGAUUUUUUGAUGAACUUUAUUGUUUCUUUGUGUUUUUCCGGUUUGACGAAAUCGUGUUCAUCUCGGUUUGGUUAGAAAGAUCUCGUCCCCCGCGGAGGUUAAACUUUGUCAAUGACCCUGUAAACUGAUAGUAUUCCAAACGCCAGAAGCGUUGUUGAUCUGCACGGGUUGAGGUUUGAAUGGGUUAAGAUUUUCCUAACAUUUUAAUUUUUUAUAUUGAUUUACAUGAGGGCAGUCAAUUCCAGCAGUCUCUGGAUUAUCCUAUUUUGUUUUUUGUCUGUUUGUCAUAUAUUUUCUUUUCCCUCGAACUAUUCGCCUCUUUCCCUGUACUCUUACUCCUGCUGCGAUUCACGUAUUCAGUCUAGUCGUAUGAAUAUUUUUUCUUUUGGUUGUAGUUGUUGAAGCUGUGGGCCGUUGGAUGGCAGAGAUAUCGAUCAUCUUUGGUAUGACACUGUCGGUAGCCGUACCAAAUAAAGUUAUUAGCAUUUCAAUGACGUAAUGUAUUUGAUAAAACUUUUAAAAAAUCCCGACUCUGUAGUUAUGAUAUUGAAAUAAAAACUGCUAAUGUUUUAGAGAGAACUAGUGUAAAUAUAAAACAUUUUGCCUCGUUAUUAGACUCUUUUUAGCCUAGUUUUACCAACCACUUCCUUGGUAGCCGAUCAAGUACAGUUUAAUUAAAGCUUACCAGUCCCUUUUCAAGUGGCUCUUAGCCUCUUUUUCGAAACGAGGCGUGUUGCACAACCAUACAUACGGAAAUGCGAAUGCGAAAUCGCAUUUUCACGUGAAAGGGUGAGCAUCAGGAGCCUCUUUGAAAAAGAGGCUUAAGCCCCGUGAAAACGGGCGCAACUUUGUUGGUCAACAACUCCCAACAUUGUUGGAUUUUAUAUAUUGCGUCCGUUUGCCUACCUUGUUGCAUGUUCUCAAAGGUUGAAAGCGGUCAAUCUUUUCAGCCAACAGCUCCAAACAUUUCUUUUGUUCCGUGAUCGCCGGAGCGUAGCGCAACAAUGUUGGAUCCGUUUGCACAGCUCUUCGAACAACUAGUUGGGGCCACCCACGCGCAUCACACUUGGUCUCGUUGCAAACAGUAACGCCAUAACUUUGCGUGAUAGGCCAACACCCGUGAUGGGCCAACACUGUUAAAAUUUUUUUUUUUUAAGAGUUGUUGCAUCCGUUUGCAGGCCACUGCCAACACGGACGCAACAACCCCCAGCCGACACUGUUUGCCCAACUAUGUUGGGACUUGUUGCAUCCGUUUUCACACUACUGCCUACACGCACGCAACAACAACCAACAUUGUUGGGCCAACAAUGUUGGGAGUUGUUGCGUCCGUUUGCAUGUAGCUUUAGAGUAACUCGGAAAUGGACUACUAUUGCAGUAAGUUUAGGAUGUUUAAGUUAGAACUCCACCUUUUAAUGCGUGCAUUUUUCAACUCUGUAGGUCAAUAUUUAUUGUGGAGCCAUAACACUCUUCUUAGUUGUAAGUAUUAUUUAACCAUUUUAUCCGUUAAACCUUUAAUAGAUUUUAGAUGAUUUGAAGGGACGGCCUUAAAGGAAAGCUGAAUACCGCUAACGUGUUGUUGACCCAGGAUAUUUGAAACUCGGAGUUACGUGUGGUCACUAUAUUUUUUCACAUUAAAUUUAUUUCGCAUUCCCACUUCUAAUUGUCAUGCUGUAUACAUUAUGUUUAAAGUAUCGCACGUCCGUACCAAUUUUCUAGAUAAUAUGCGUCGUUUAAUUCUUGCAGGUUAUAGAGAUCGUACAUGUCAGCCUGUAUGGUUCUCCUUUUACAAAGUAAGUGGAAUUAAAUAACUUAAAUUUCUCGACUAACUCAAUUUGAACACAAGAGCGGCGCCAAAAGACCAUAUUAAUUUAUUUUAGAAAUAGCAUGAAGUCGAGGGUUAUUUCGGGAGAUUUCCAGCAGUAUUCUCGACUGCAGGCUAGUUCCAGCCUUCUAGUAUGCAAACAUUUUCAUUUUGUUUUGUUUGUUCGAGGUUUUUCUGUGAUGUGUUGCGUUUAAUCUAAACGCACUCAGAUUUCGACAAGACACUCUAUCUUCCGGCUCAGUGUGCUUAUUCUGAAAUAACCUGAGAUCAGGCCCAAUUUUAGCGGUUCUCAUACAUUCUCUCUAACGGCUAGCGCUAGAAUUGUUUCGUUUAAAAUGACUUCGUUUCGCCUUGCCCGCCGGAAUGUUAUUUACAAAGCGAAACGAAAAUUGAGUCUGAUCUCAGGUUAAUUCCGAAAUUUCAGGGGAAAAAACAUCCCCAAAAUGUGCUCAAAUUCGCCCGAAAAUAUUCCGUCUGAGAAUAUUGUAGCACGAGAUGUAUUUAGGUCCUAGUAACGUAAUACGUUUGUUCCUGUUAGAAUUCUGAUGUUUAAGCACAAAUUUUUUCAUAUUCGUAUUUACUUUUAGGUCAGACGACGGAAGCUAUGAAAGAAGUUCGUUUGACCUGAGAAAUCUAACACAAGUCAUCAACAUUUUGAUCACAUUUCGUCUGUUAAGAAUUGUACCUCAUGUCAGGGUAAGUUUUUGGCUUUUGUUUGUCUUUCUUCGCGUUUCAUGGGAGAAAGAAGUUUAAAAUGUCUUCAGGAUGGUUUUCAAGCGAGUGUGAUCAAAUCGUAGCCAAAGCUAUUUCCUGAGAAAAGCAACGACUCUGCACGUGCAUUGAACUCAAACCUACACGUACAGUUUUUCAUCAAUUAUCUCUGGUCUUUGUCUCAUCAACUUAGUUAAUUUCAAUCAAGGUCAAAAACUGUAGUUCACCAUUAGUUUAGAUUUUCUUCCUAUUUUUGUGUUAAAUGUUUAUUACCUUUUUGGUUUGUUUGUUUUGUUUUUGUUGUUGUUUUUUGUCAUUUGUGUCUUUUUCUUUCAGGCGCUUCGUCUGAUUCUCAAAACAUUGUUGAAGUUGUUAAAAAACUUGAGGCCCUUCGCGGGUAUUAUAGUGGUAAGUUGAAAUAUUUACAUCUCGUGUUCAAAAAUAAAGACAGCGGAGUUUCUCUCUUUCUGAAUACAACACUAAAACUACUCUUUGGAAGAGUACUGUUAUAUUUUUUAUAUAGGGCCUAUGUUGCUAGUUGGUUUUAAGUGAAAGGUAGUGGCUUUAAGUUGACAUUAGCCAUUUUCACAACUGUCGCGCUCCAUUUUAAGUUCUUCCAAUGAAGCUCGCCUUUGCUGUUAAGAGGUUCAGUGCUUAUUCGUUAUAAGUUCGUAACAAUUGGGUAGUUUUAUCUUAUUGAAUGAAACGCUUUUUGUAGCCAUCCUUAGGUUUAGUUGUAAAAAUUAAGUGCCCGUUUUUUUUGUUUGUUUGUUUGUUCGUUUGCAUAUUUUUUUUUUGUUAUAACCUGUCAUCUUGUAUCUUACCCUCUAGGCGUUUUAUUAUAUUUUCGCAAUAUUUGGAAUGAUGCUUUUUAAUGGUGUCACUGAUCCGUCAAAUGUUGGGGCCAAUAAAACACGGUAAAACACUGCUAUUUUAUUGUGGCAACAAAUAUAUUUGUUAUAUAGCUGGAAAUUUUUUCCCAGCAGCGCGCGAUCUCAUUGGUUACUUCGAGGUCACAUGACUUCUAACACUGAAACUGUUUCCUACCAAAAUCUCUGAGAGGGCAACAUUGCAAAAUCUCUGCCAUUACAGCCGGUAACAGUGCACUGCUACGCGCGAAUGUUGACCGCUGGUGAGAUUUAUUUUCAUAACUUUGUACACGAAAAAGUUUUUUUUCGUGGGCUAUGUAACAAAUCACUUAAAGACUGGUCCCUCGGGAAACAGUUCAUUGUGUUUCCGUCGCAUCUCAAUGUUUCGCUCGGCUCCGCCUCGGGAAACGAAAUUAACUGUUUCCCUCUAGACCAGUCAUUAAGUGUUUAAGAUUUUGUUCUUAAACAUAUGCCUAUAAUUUGUUUAGCAGAAGCUCGUGAGGUGUGCUGCGUUUCUAUUUAUAUAUAACUUGAAGUGAGUUUUCAUUCUUUCGCCUUUUGCAACCAUUUGAGGUCUGAUUAUAUGUCGUACAUGUAACCAUCUUCUGUCAGAAGAGGCAAGGAGCUCCUCCUUUAUAAACUGCCCAGUUUUCAGGAACUCAACAGACCUUGGAAAAUUGCGCUAAGUUCCCAUACAAUAUCAGGCAACGCUCUUUAGAAGCGCUCUCAGGCUGUAUGGUAUCUAUGGCUGGAAAUACAUUUUCGCCGAAGAAGACUUUUUAGCAUUUGCCAUGCGCUUUGUUACUCUAUUGCUGGAGUAUUUCAGUAGUCUUGUUGAAGUGUUUCUUUGCGCCGCAACUGCGUAUGCGGAGAUGUCUUUGAGGACUGACUACGUUUGUGAGAAUAACCAAAUGGUAUCAGGGUAAUCUGUUGGUUGCUAAAUUCUAUAUUACCAAGCUUGUGGCAUUUCGUACUAUUCUCGGUGGUAAGUAAUUGAUCUCGUCGCACUAAGGAACACAGUUUUAUUUUAUUUUGUUUUUCUUUUCUGCCGACAGUAUGUAUGUUGAGGAAUGUGGUUCAUUUGACCAGCUACAGUACUACGCAAAUAACUUCGACGAUUUCUUUGUAAGUAUACAUUUUUCCAUUGAAAUAACUCUUUAAAAAGUUAUUUUAGAAAGUGCACUCUUAUCGACACUGUUGAUGUCUCAAGUGCGCUGACAAAACUCAUUUAAACUAAAACCACCUAUUUGCAGCAUGAUAUCUAUUUUCUUCAGAACAGGAAAUGAUAAAUAUCUUUUUUGUUAAUCUUCCCCGUGAGUAGCGAUUUUCAAAGCGCGGUCGUGUAUUUUGUGCACUGUACAGUCCUCUAAGAAAAUGAUGGACUUCCCGGGGUCUGAUUCAAGCAACUGGUACUGUCGACUCUAAAAGAGUCAUCUUCAUUGUUGCUUCAUUUGGCUACAUUCAGUAAAAUAGCCCACGUUUGAUAUAUUAAAAUUCUAACGUGACUCCAGGCUUAAGGGUCAAAAUUGCAAAUUUUUUACCACUCCAUUGUCUCGCAAUUCCCAGAAGCGAUUUGAGCACAAAGAAUACCAAACCAAAUAUAGAAAAAUGACCAGAAAGCCUCGAAGUCAUGUUAGAGUUUUAAUAUAUCUGACGUGGGCUAUUGAUAAUAGUAUCAAUUAAAUUUUGUAAGCCCAUACCCUGAGCAAGCCCUUUCACUUUCUCUUAUCUCUGAUCUGCCCCUUCCCCAAACAAAUACUGAGUGAUUCUCGUCAAAUAUAGCUAUCGUGCAAUUAGUCGUUUAAGACCGCCAAACCGCCUUGAAAUAGUUCUUCACUUUAGCCAGACUUUAUUCAAAGAACCUUACGACAAGUAUUGCUUUAUCAGUGUCAAACGUCCGAAGCUUGGCGUGUCAUUAACGUCUUUUAAGGUGUUUCGUCUUGAUGACUGGUUUCUAGUGAUUGUUUUAAUUUUUGUGUGUUAUUUUGCAGGCAGCAUUGGUGGUGUUAUGGGAUUUGAUGGUGGUUAACAACUGGCAUGUAUUUCUUAAAGAGUAUGCCGACGUCGUUAGUGGGUAAGUCACACAGAGUGCAAGUUAAAACUGCAUGGCAUAUUUCGGACAGAAGUCCUUGAAGUUUUGCUAGAUGUAGUUUUUGGCAUAAUCGAUAUGGACAAAAUUUUGACAUCAGUCAAAGUGAAAUUUUUGACCAAUUUUAAACUAUACCUGACUACGGACAGAAAUUUUUAAUCACUAUCAAGUUUGGUAUUAAUUGUAUUGUUCCAUGUUCCAGGUGGUCGCAGCUGUACUUUAUCGCUUGGUAUUUAACGUCUGUUAUUCUCAUCAUUAACCUUUUUGUGGCGUUAAUUUUAGAGGUCAGUUCACCGUUCUUUCUUGUACAGUAAAGUUUUUCUGUUGUUGUUGUUGUUGUUGUUUACUUUUCAGCCAAAUGGGAGGCGUAGGUCAACACGAGUACUGCCUUUAAAGUUUAAACAAAGUCAGACAGUUAGAAUCCGGAUUUCUCUUACCCUCGGGUUUUCGAAAUUCUAGAUAAUUCCAACCAAAGCUAGUCCGUUUUUAGUGUCGUCACGCAACGCUCCUCCCCACUAAGGAGGAGCGUUGCGUGACGACACUAAAAAAGGCUGUGUAGCAGACUAAACCAAACCCUACUUCCCCCCACCAGUCAAACACAGUAAUUUUACCCCCGAAUUUUCAAACCUCCCGAUAAUUCGAACCAAUUUGUUUUUCCGCCAAGGUGGUUUAAAAAACCGGGAUUCCGCUGCUCACAUGUAUUAAACUCAAGUUGUUCACGAGAAGCGAAAAAAGGGGACUUUACUACAGACCUACGCAUCUCGGACGAAUACUGGCGAGAACGUGUUGCUCCUUUGGCAAGAACUUCACUCAUAUUCUGGUGUUUAUUUAUUUCAUUACCUAUUUUUUAUUAUUAUUAUUAUUAUUAUUAUUGUUAUUAUUAUUAUUAUUGUUAUUAUUAUUAUUUUACAGGCUUUUAUCAGUCAGUGGGAAACAAAACAGCAAGAACUAAGGGAAAAUUCACACUCAGUCAUAGUAAGUAUACUGAUGGGCCUUUCUUACUUUAAUGUUGAAAAUAAUUUGGCUUUUCCCGCAAGGUGUUAGACUAGACCGUACCGAACGUUCUGGCUUGUCGUUAUCUGGCAACGAAUCGUACAGUCUGUCGAUUUAACAGGGAGCAACUGCUGAAUGCAAAAUAUAGAAAACUGCUGUGAGCCACCACAGAUAUAUUCCAUUCAAACGAUCUGAUGAUUAUAGAAUACUCACACUCGCUAGUGUAGAGGUAAUCAUUACAAGAAGCUUUGCUGUAAAUCUAUCUAUAUAAUGAGAGAGGAGUGGUGUGACGUCUUGUUACCAUGGUAACAAAAUUAUUGGUUCGUAACUGAGACGGCCAUUAGCAUUGUCGAACAAUGUACCGCUACCGUUUUGUUCCUGAGUGCAAUCAUGUCAAUUUUUUCGAUAUUUUUUUCUGCUAUAUUUGCAGGACCACGGUUUACUGAGGUCCAGAAAUUUUGCUUCCACUAGCAUCAUGACGUAACGACUACUCCUCUCUACAGCGAUCAUUUUUCAGGGCGAAUGCAACCUCGUUCCCAAAGUCCUCUCGGAGAUUGAGGCAAAUGACGCCACUAUCACAUGCACGUAUUUUGCACUGUGCUCGUGCGGCGUCAAUCGAACGAAUUUCCUCGAUUUUUUUUUAUUUCUACCAGUUUAUACGAACGUGUGUAUUAUUUUUUCAGACCGAAGUAACAAUGACAGGGGGCGGCCGUUUUCAUCAACUCUUCAGCUCUGGACUAGUGGAACCCGCAGAAGAAGAGUUACUGGAUGAACUGAGAGGUCAUCAUCAUCACUCAUUCCAAAGUUCCGAAGCUGUUCCAAGUGUUAACACUGGUCAGAACGCUGCAGUGUCUUUUCACUUAUAGGAGGAGCAUUCCCUGUAACAAAUACCGUCAAAUUUUUUAACCGAUCAGCUAAGUUACUCGUUAAGCGUUUAUUUGGUUUUUUUUCUCUGAUAAGGAAUAAUUGGAUGAGGCAGAGUAUUAUAUGAUGAAUUAUGCAGAUCGAGGAGGAUGACACCCUCCGGAUCCGAGAACUGCAUAAUUCUCCAUAUCACACGACAGCCAAUUCCAAUGGUUGUUUAAGAUUCAUUCAAAAUAUUUCCAACUUCAACAAAACGUGCUUGCAAUCUCUCUCGUCUUCAUAACAAUGGCCUGUUCCUCAAAGUUUUAGGUUUUGAAGGAAUGUUAUUCCUACAGAUUAUCUUCAAAUAGUUUUCAUCCAUUUAGUGGUAGUCUUGCCACUCUUGGUGUUUUUAGGCAGUAGUUAGUCUAUUUUCUCUUCUCUUUUACUCGUGAAUUCUUCAGCUAUUUUCUCCAGGUACAACUGAGUAACCAAGCCUUCUACUGUCCC
Molecule: messenger RNA, 26440 nt
Organism: Porites evermanni
Lineage: Eukaryota; Metazoa; Cnidaria; Anthozoa; Scleractinia; Poritidae
Source: the annotation of a GenBank genome assembly